This is a messenger RNA of Chondrus crispus (carragheen), 2349 nucleotides long. RefSeq lists its product as hypothetical. Gene Ontology annotation, biological process: DNA integration. Bases 1 to 2349 code for a protein of 782 amino acids. The record is from RefSeq and is a predicted model, not a curated record. Gene Ontology annotation, molecular function: nucleic acid binding. Lineage: Eukaryota; Rhodophyta; Florideophyceae; Gigartinales; Gigartinaceae. The transcript has 3 exons.
AUGAUCGUUGAUGCGGCAAAUGAUUUACUCGAAUCGAAGAUCCGCGCUUGGUCAUUCCCUUUAACGCGGAAACUGGGACAUCUAUAUCUUGAAUGGGACUACGGAAUAUUCUACACAUCAGAGGAAAUGUUGAAGCUGCACAAACACUUCUUUCAUCCAGAUUCAGGACGUCUCUACGCAAUGCUAAAGCGGGCCGACAAUGCGAGUACAACUCCAUCUGAUCUUAAAGAACUGGAGAGGGUCGCAUCGGAGUGUGACGUUUGCCAGAGAAACGUGGCCGCUCCGAGCAGAUUCAGAACCGCUCUUCCGUCCGAUGAUGUCGUGUUAAAUAGGUGCGUUUGUAUGGACAUUAUGUUCCUCGAGGGGAAGGCAGUGUUGCAUAUGGUGGACAAGGACACUAAGUUCAGUGCAGCUGCUUUCCUCCCGAAACAGACUGUCGACGAGUUGUGGAGCACAUACUUGUCGCACUGGAUCCUUCCCUACAUCGGUCACGCGCUUGAGAUACACGCAGAUCAAGGCCCCCAGUUCCGCUCUCGCAGGUUCGCGUCCUACACGAGCAUGGAGGGAGUUCAGCUUCGCUUAUCGGGUGUCGAAAGCCACAACAGCCUAGGCGUCGGAGAGAGGUAUCACCACUACCUGCGUCGUAUUUUUCGCAAGAUACGCGAUGAGUUUCCUGAUAUACCAAUGAAAGACGCAUUAAGACUAGCUACAAAAGCCAUGAAUGAUACUGCAGGACCAAAGGGUUUGGUACCAAGCCUUCUGGUGUUUGGAGUUAUGCCAAGAAUCCUUCUUCCAGGAUCUGUCCAGCUACCUGGCCAAGUCCAGCGCAUGAAUGCCAUGCAGGCAGCACGAAAGGAUAUGUCUAAAGAGGUUGCCCGUAGCCGGCUUAGCACAGCGUUGAGAUCAAAUGUUCCGGCUGCCACCAACCGCGAUGUCAGCAUAGGCUCUGAAGUGCUUGUCUUUAAAGAACCUCUCGUGAACAAAUGGGUUGGACCAUUUCAUGUGCUCGACGUGAGAGACAAGUCAGUGUUCAUCAAUUCCCAAGGACGUACAACACAAAUGUCUAUCGACAAAGUGAGGCCGUACUUGCGUCCAAUGCAUAACGAAAAGCCAAGCACUACGGAACCCAGUGAGUACAAUCCGAGCAAUAAUACCACAAGCAAGGGUCUGUCGCCAGCAGAGGCAUCAAAUGCAUGGCUAGAGUCCCUUCGCGAUCCGUUACAGGAUCUAUUCUCAUCACCGGCUGAGGACAACGCAAUAUCUCCUGACGAAUUUUAUAUGGAGUUCGCCACAUUCCUAACGGAGGUUAUUGAAUCAUCCGAUCCUCGAUCUAAGAACGCUGCCUUCUUCUCGGUUCGAAUGAUUGCAUCCUUUUCUGCGUCGAAAAGGUUUCGAAUCUUCAGCCACGACGUCACCCAAGCAUAUACACAAAUUGAUGAAUGUCUUUUGCGUGAGCUCUACCUUCAGCCGAAACCAGCAGAUGCUCCCUUGUUCUCUCUUAAUGCGCGCCAAGUGUUGAAGUUGAUCAAGCCGAUAUACGGGACCACUGAUGCCGCUACACUGCAUAAAUUUGACUCGAGGCCAAGACAGUGGGAUAAGGUCGAAUUUUAUGGCAUGCAAAUCGAAUCUACGCCUGGUAGUAGUGUUCGAAUCCAUCAACCCGACCACAUCCAGAGGAUUGAGAUGUUACCUGAAGAUGCAACGUUCGAGCACUUUCGUAGCGCUCGUGCGGCAUUAGCCUGGAUCACCCACACGAGGCCAGACAUCGCCUGCUACGUAAAUAAAGCAGCACAAGUCACAGAGAAAGCCUUCGAAAGCAGGCAUAUCGAGGCAUUCAAUCGAUGCAUCAAGUACCUAAAAAGAGAGCCUUUACAAUUGAGUUUCGAUCCGCUAAAUAUCGAAACAUUGCAGAUUCGUGUCUAUGCGGACGCCGCCUUUGGUACCAAUUUGGAUUGCACCUCACAACUUGGGUACGUAAUUAUGCUAUUCGAUGCGAACAACGCCGCUCAUAUUAUCGACUUCUCCAGCAAAAAAUCAAGAAGAGUUGUCAGAUCGAUAAUGGGAGGAGAGAUAUUUGCCUUGGCAGAUGGUUUCGAUCGUGCGUUUAUGUUAGGGCAUGACCUGGAGCGUAUGUACGACAGAAAGAUCCCGCUGUACGUUUUAACCGACUCUAAACAAGUUUUCGACACCAUUACAAAGGCAUCCAAAACAACCGAACGAAGACUCCUCAUCGAUAUUGCUGCUGCUCGUCAAGCCUACAAUCGCCAGGAAAUAUCAAACAUUGGUCUAGUUGCAUCGGAAGACAUGGUUGCAGAUGGACUUACGAAGACGAAUGCUGGGCAUCAUUGA